Molecule: messenger RNA, 411 nt
Organism: Rhodofomes roseus
Lineage: Eukaryota; Fungi; Basidiomycota; Agaricomycetes; Polyporales; Fomitopsidaceae
Product: NUDIX hydrolase domain-like protein
Exons: 3
Coding region: 1-411 (136 amino acids)
Biological process (GO): diadenosine pentaphosphate catabolic process; adenosine 5'-(hexahydrogen pentaphosphate) catabolic process; diphosphoinositol polyphosphate metabolic process
Cellular component (GO): nucleus; cytoplasm
Molecular function (GO): endopolyphosphatase activity; diphosphoinositol-polyphosphate diphosphatase activity; bis(5'-adenosyl)-pentaphosphatase activity
Source: RefSeq, a predicted model, not a curated record
AUGAGCAACAAAGGACGGUCCACGCCUCGCGUCGUUUGCUGUGCAAUCCCCAUCGCGAGGAGCGCAAACAAGGUCCUGGUGAUCACAAGUCGGAAACGGCCAAAUAACUGGGUUUUGCCGAAAGGAGGAUGGGAGCCGUCAGAUGGGAUGUUGGAAGCAGCAGCCUCGCGGGAAGCCUUGGAAGAAGCGGGCGUGCGUGGCAAAAUCACCCAAUUUGUGACGACGAUCCCCACCGCCUCCUCGACAUACCACUUCUACGAGCUCGACGUCGCCGACCUCGAUGCUGAAUGGCUCGAGAGCAAGGAGCGCCGCCGCGAGUGGGUCGACUACACCGAGGCCAUCCGCAGGCUCGCGUGGAAGGCUGAGCUCGCUCAGGGCCUCUCCCUCUCGUCCCUCGCGCCGAAGCGGUGA